AUACUUAAUCCCACUACUGAACAUUCCAGACAACAAACGACGACACCUGCUGCUUGCUCCUGGCGGCUAUAAAUGGAGGUUCCAUCAUCCCACGCCAUGGAAGCCAAAUCCUGAUAUCAUAUCUCCUCCCCCGCCCACAAAAACACAAGCAUGACUCGCGCCAUGGCUGCCACCGCCGGCAACGGCGACGUGUGGGUGGAGAAGGUGGACAAGAUCAGGUACGUCUACAAACCCGUCACCAGGCCUUCUGUCUCCCCAAACCCGAGGCCGGCGACGGUGACCAAGAAGCUGGCCGCUGCCAACGUCGCCAUCUCCAGGAAGAACAGCGGGACGACCCUGGUCCGCGGCGUGGCCUCGCCGGAGGACAUCGACGACUACAUCGCCAGGAAGAAGAGGGAGUUUGCUCUAGGACUGUAGCUCAAAUCGAUUUCAACCCCACGAUGGCAUGAUCAUGAGCUAGGAUGCUUUAAUUAUUUAGCUAUGAAAGUUGCCUCUCUGCUGCUGCAGCUGUAAUUAUGUAUGGUAUGGAGUUGGGUCAUGCAUCAACUUAAUUAGCGUGUGCAUCAUAAGUUCUCAGCAUAUUUCAUCAGGUCUUGUUCUUUUGUGGCUUGUCUGAAUUAAAUUCUAGAAUGUUCGAAUGGUCA
This is a messenger RNA of Hordeum vulgare subsp. vulgare (domesticated barley), 644 nucleotides long. RefSeq lists its product as uncharacterized. The transcript has a single exon. The record is from RefSeq and is a predicted model, not a curated record. The coding region runs from base 151 to 417 and encodes 88 amino acids. NCBI's taxonomy places the organism in Eukaryota, Viridiplantae, Streptophyta, Magnoliopsida, Poales, Poaceae.